This is a messenger RNA of Marasmius oreades (fairy-ring Marasmius), 699 nucleotides long. RefSeq lists its product as uncharacterized. The transcript is spliced from 3 exons. The record is from RefSeq and is a predicted model, not a curated record. NCBI's taxonomy places the organism in Eukaryota, Fungi, Basidiomycota, Agaricomycetes, Agaricales, Marasmiaceae. The coding region runs from base 1 to 699 and encodes 232 amino acids.
AUGUCAGACGAAGUCUACUACGAAACUACCUCCUAUUGUGCGUCUUGCGACGAAUAUUUCUACGAUCACGGAGAACGCCGUAAACAUUUCCAAGUUACGGAAAGUCAUCCUCGAUGUGACCUUUGCCAUAAACGAUUCCUGAAUAAGAACACUUUGCGUGUGCACUACCUCGAAACCGCUGGCCACCACUACUGCGUUACAUGCGAUAAGCUUUUCGAUUCUGCCGGCGGUCUCCAGGUUCACAUCGAUUACGCAGCUGUCCAUCGCGACGAUAGCGAUGACGAAGACGAGGAUGAGGAUGAUUAUAAAGAACGCGAAGACAAUUGGGAAGAUGAGUUGGCCCUGGAGGUCUAUCCUGAUGGCUACCGAGAUCCCACCAUCUACUACCCCGACGACACCUCAUUUGAAGAUUUCGAUGACUACGAUUUUGAAGACGAAGAGGAGCUCGGAGACCCUCCAUUUGACUUUGGAGAAGAAUUGGAAGAUGAGCAGUUGGAGGAAGGUGUCGAAGAGACAGACGAAUUUCAGUGCCCGAUGUGCCAGAAAUGUUCACCGAGCACGGUUUGUUCAACCAGUUGUGGGCAUUUGUUUUGUGCCCCGUGUAUAAAGGCCGCUCUGCAUUAUACGGGAAUGUGUCCUGUUUGCGAUGAGAGAGAUGAUGUAGCGGAGUUGAGGAGAGUAUUUUUGACGUCUGCUUAA